UCUUCGUUCUCUGUUCCCUUAAUCCCUUCUCUGUAAUUUCUCUCUUCGAGUCAGCCGCUAAUAUGACUUUCGAAAUUGGCUCCUACACACAUUCCUUCUCUUCCAUGGAAGCCUCUUCUUCUUCUUCUUCUGUAAAAACCUUCAAAUCCCCUGCUUCCAUCUCCACCGGAGAAUCCCCUAUCACCCUCAAUAAUGCCAAUUUAACGGUCGAGGAUCGUCCUAUGUCAGACCGAACUGUCCUUGAUCCUUCUCCGUCUUCAAUACCCGUCAAGAGAAAGAAGAAAAAACGAAACUUGAAGGAUGUUUCGGCGACUCCGGCUUCGUCGUCUUGUAAUUCGCAGCGGGGUAUGGGUAUGCGCGUGGCAUACAAACGCUGCAACCAGAAGUUACAGCUAGGUUCGGCGCAGCGUGGCGGCGGAGCUAAUCUGGAGGAGGUGGCGCUUCCUCUGGGAAUGUCGUUCGCGGCAGUUGUGGCUCAAGUUUUGGAGAGGAAAGAUGCAGCUGGUGAAAGGAUGCCCAUUGAUCAUCUGUCGAAGAUCUGCUCUUUGGCAGUUAGAGAAUCUUUAGCCAAUGUUUUUGGGGACCAAUUCGAUUGUUUUGUGAGGAACUUUGAGAAAUCAUUUGGAAGCACACUGAGGACGCUGAGGCUGAUUAAUGAAUCAUCUAUGAAUAUGGGGCAAAGUAUCAAAAGCUCUGAUGCAGACGCGACACUGAAGAAACGAGGAGGAUGUACGAGCAUUUGUGGUGAAGCUGCUUGUCACUCAGCAAGAGACUUGCCUGCUCUUUCAAUUCAGAAUAUUAUGAAUAUGGCUGAAGAUUUAGGAGAGAAUACGUCUGCAGUUUGUGUCAACCAGGAAUUUGUCCUGCGCAGACAAGAAAACCAUCCAGCAUGUGUUUCUCCUAGUAUAUUAGGUUCUGUUGUAAAUAACCGGCUCAGUACCUUUGAGAAAUCUGUCAUGGAGCAGGCCCGCUUUAAUGAUCUAAAGACAGUGGAGAUAGGGCUUGCAAUGGAAAAAUUAAAGUUCAAAGAAGCACAGUUAGCUCUACAUUAUGAUUCAAAUAAACUGGCAAGAUCAAAAUUUACCAUGGGUGUGUCAAAGGCAUUGUUCAAAGCAGAAAUGUUCAAGAAUCAAUUAGAAGAUGUGAGACAUGCGGAGCUGCUUAGAAAGUGCAUAGACUCUCUUGUAGCUGGUUUGAUUAUCAUGCUGGCAGCCCUCAUAUCUGGUGCCUACUUUUUUUCUUAUGAAAGGAUUACUGAAGUUACAUCGUCCUGUUGGCCUUCCCCACAGGACUCCAAGUGGUGGAUGCCACAACCAUUUGCAUCCUUCAACUCAGGUUUCAAGACUUUCAAGUGCCAAGUUCAAGUUAUGAGCAAAAUGCUGUUUGGCAUUUCAAUGAUUAUUGUAAUUGUGUAUUUGCUAGUCCAACGAGUGGCAAUCCCACGUCAGACAAUGCCAGUUACCUUUAUACUCCUGCUCUUAGGAGUUGGAUGUGGUUGUGCUGGCAAGCUUUGUGUAGACUCAUUGGGAGGAAGUGGACUACAGUGGCUCUUAUAUUGGGAGAUUCUAUGCUCAUUGCAUCUUCUGUGUAAUCUUUGUACAUCAACUGUAUUUAUUAUCCUCCAUGGACCCGUCACUGUGUCUCAAGGGGAAAAAAGGAAUGCAAGAAUUCCCUAUUGGUUCCGACGAUGCUUGUUCUAUGCCAUCGUGAUUUUUUCUCUUCCAUUGUUCGGUGGGUUGCUGCCUUUUGCAAGUCCUGGUGAAUGGAAAGAUCGCUUCUUUCCCCUGGUCACUAAUCACGAAGUUGAGCCCCACGAUUGAAGCUAGCGGUGAAAAAAUGGUUUGAGUUAGAUUCAAGUAUUUUUUUUAUGUUGUACGGGCGGCUUCCCAAUUGUAUGUUUAACUAUCUCAUUUUGUCUGAUUAAUUCAGUUAGUACUGGAACCUCUGAUCUUAGGCCAGUUAAGGGCCCGUCCAUUGAAGAUUGGGAGUUAAGAUUGUAAUGCUAACAUACUGUACUUAUAGUAGUUUAAAGUGGGGUGUAUUAAUUUUUGGAGGUACAUUGCCUGCCUCCAAGUAGCAAAAAGUCAAAUGAAUGUGUUAUGAUAUCUUGGCUGUUAAAAGCUACAUUGAACC
This is a messenger RNA of Tripterygium wilfordii, 2133 nucleotides long. Its product is annotated as protein CPR-5-like. The transcript is spliced from 5 exons. The coding region runs from base 63 to 1820 and encodes 585 amino acids. NCBI's taxonomy places the organism in Eukaryota, Viridiplantae, Streptophyta, Magnoliopsida, Celastrales, Celastraceae. The record is from RefSeq and is a predicted model, not a curated record. Gene Ontology annotation, biological process: trichome morphogenesis; defense response; leaf senescence.